GUGGGGGACUUCUGGCGGAUGGUGCUGCACGUGCGCCCCGCCGCCAUCGUGAUGCUCAACGGCCUGAUACCCCCGCGGGAGGCGGCGGACUUCCCCGAGUACUGGCUGCCGGAGUCGCUGCCUCCCGGGGGCCCCUCGCUGUCGGCGCUGGAGGCGGACGCGUGCGAGGAGCCCGCAGCCUGCACGGUCAGGAGGCUGCGGUGCGGCCUCCGCGACCGCGAGUGGUGCGGCCCCCAGCUGUCGGUCUCCUGGUGGCGCGACCAGGACGAGCCCCCGAUGGACAGGUUCCUCGCGCUGCUGCGGCUGGUGGACUCGUUCGUCGCGCGCCACGGGGAGGCCCAGCCCUCCGUCGUGGUCCACUGCGCGGGCGGCAUCGGGCGCGCUGGCGUGUUCAUCGCGGCAGACUGCGGGGCCCGCGCCGUGGCGCUGGGGCUCCCGCCCUCCAGCUGCAGCCCGGACCAGCUGGUUGGCUACCUCCGGCGCUGCCGUAUGAACAUG
This is a messenger RNA of Prorocentrum cordatum, 498 nucleotides long. The record is from the annotation of a GenBank genome assembly. Lineage: Eukaryota; Dinophyceae; Prorocentrales; Prorocentraceae.